GUCAGGUUUGCGGCAGGUUUCUCCUGCACGGUUCCGAAAGUUAACUUUAAACAAUUCUGCACCAAAAAUAGAAGAAAAGCGAGAACCUACCUCAGAUCCGUGAGAGGGCAAUGAAGGCGCUCUGUCAGCUCUCGUGGCUCCUGUUUUGGGCGGGCUACCAGCAAGUUUUAUCACAAGACUAUGAAGAACGCGGCGACGGACAUUUGGUUAGAAGGCAAAAAAUUAAGUACCUCUCAUCCAGUGAGCCUGGAGAAAAUGAACAAGAGGAGGAUUGCAGUUUGGAGAUUGCAUUCCUGUUGGACAGUUCAGAAAGUGCUAAGGACUUCAACCACAACCGGGAGAAGAGCUUUGUGCUAGACUUUGUGGACCGGCUGCAACAGCUGCGGGUGUCGAGUGGCCGGCGGCUGGUGCCCAGAGUGGCUCUGCUCCAGUACAGCAGCACAGUGCUCAUCGAACAGACGUUCCGUGACUGGAGUGGCCCGGCCGCUUUCAGGGCUCAUGUCGCCCCCAUUGGCUACAUUGGGCACGGCACCUACACCACAUAUGCCAUCACCAACCUGACCCAGCUGUAUCUGAACGAGGCGGCCCCGGGCAGCAUCCGGGUGGCUGUGCUCAUGACUGAUGGCGUGGACCACCCGAGGAAUCCAGACAUCUACGCAGCCACGGCUGAGGCUAAGAACCAUGGCAUCAAGUUCUUCACAGUGGGCAUGUCACCUGUGGCCACCGAGUCACCAAAUGCAGCCAAACUGCGCCUUUUAGCCAGUCCGCCUGCUUCCCGCUUCGUGCACAACCUGCAAGACAGCAGCGCCUUGGGAAAACUCUUCCUAGAAGUGGCAGAGUUGGCUGAUGAAGGGUGCCCCAAAACACCAAAAUGUAUUUGUGAAAAAGGUGAAAGAGGUCCACCUGGUUCUUCUGGGAAGAAAGGGCGCCCUGGUGAUGAUGGUGCUCCAGGUCUAAAAGGACAAAAGGGUGAAUCAGGUUUGAGUGGAAUUCCUGGAAGGGACGGAAUGGAGGGAAGAGCUGGAUACAAAGGUGAACAGGGCGAAAGAGGUGAAUGUGGACUUCCAGGGACAAAAGGUGACAGAGGCCCAGAAGGCCCAAUAGGCCCAAGGGGACUGAGAGGAGUGCAGGGUUACCCUGGAUCCCCUGGGGACCAAGGACCUGCAGGUUUUCAAGGAAAAAAGGGUGAACGUGGACUUCUUGGACCACCUGGGCUAACUGGUGAAACUGGAAUUGGCUUUCCAGGUCCAAAGGGUGAUAUUGGUUACAUAGGAAGACCAGGGCCUGUUGGCCCACCUGGGAUUGGUGAACCUGGAUUACCAGGUCCUCCAGGGCCUCAAGGGCUUCAGGGAGAUCGAGGUUUACCAGGAGAAGGUUGGCCAGGAUUGAAGGGUGAUCGUGGAUAUGAAGGACCAAAAGGACCCCGUGGAGCUCCAGGUGUUGGUGUUAAGGGUGAUAAGGGUGAAGUUGGUUUUCCUGGAUUACCCGGCCCUAUUGGUCCAUCUGGCAUUGGAUUCCAAGGUGAAAAGGGAGUACAGGGUCCACAAGGACCACCUGGCCCAAAAGGACCUCCAGGGGAAGGCCUGCCUGGAUCAAAGGGUGAUCAAGGUUUGCCCGGAGAAGUUGGAGCUCCAGGAGAAAGAGGAAUUGGAGAACCAGGACCAAAAGGUGAACCCGGUUCCUCGGGAUUGGCAGGUCUCCCUGGUCUGCCAGGAGAAGAUGGUGCUCCGGGACAAAAGGGUGAACCAGGAUUAUCAGGUCCUCGAGGAGCUGAGGGUACUCCAGGCAUUGGAAUUCAAGGAGAGAAGGGUGAUAUAGGUCAGAGAGGACUGCGAGGUUUGGUUGGUCCACCUGGAGUAACAGGACCAAUGGGACCGAAGGGUGAACCUGGGGCUGUGGGCCGCCUGGGAAUGCCAGGCCUUCCAGGACGUGGCAUUAUGGGCCUUAAGGGUGAUCCAGGUCCCCCAGGUGGCAUUGGCCCUGUAGGUGAAACUGGAAUUGGAAUUCCUGGUCCCAAGGGCAAUCGUGGCUUCCCAGGACCACCGGGGCCAUUCGGACAAAAAGGAGAUGGCUAUCCAGGAGCACCUGGCUUGCCGGGCCUUCCAGGCCCUACAGGUGAACAGGGGCCUGUAGGACUUGGAUUCCCAGGACCUAAGGGAGAUCCAGGAGCAAGAGGGCCAAGUGGUAUAGCUGGACCUCCAGGAGAAGGACUUCAAGGUCAGAAGGGAAUAGCAGGGAGACAUGGACCACCUGGUCCUCAGGGCCCUCCAGGUGAAGGCAUUCAGGGACCUAAGGGUGACCAAGGUGUUCAAGGAUUGCCAGGGCCUCGUGGACCACCAGGAGAAGGACUUAUGGGACCUAAGGGUGACCAUGGUCUGACAGGUGAAAGAGGACAGAAGGGAAAUAAAGGAGAUGUGGGUGAUUCUGGUUCUGCUGGUGCACCUGGUAGACCUGGAGUAAAAGGUGAUCCUGGCCUAACAAGGGAGGACAUCAUCAGAAUGAUAAAGGAAAUUUGUGGUUGUGGAAUUAAAUGUAAAGAAAGACCAAUGGAACUUGUCUUUGUGAUUGAUAGCUCAGAGAGUGUGGGACCAGAUAACUUCGAGAUUAUAAAAGAUUUUGUCACUGCUCUCGUUGACAAAGUAACAGUUGGUAGAAAUGCCACCCGAAUUGGUCUUGUGCUGUACAGCUUGGAAGUACGAUUAGAAUUUGGUCUAAGUCGAUACUUGACACAGCAAGAUGUCAAACAGGCAAUUAGGAAAAUGUUAUACAUGGGAGAAGGCACGCACACAGGAACCGCUAUCCGCAAAGCCACGCAGGAGGGAUUCUAUGGAGCUCGGCCUGGUGUGAAGAAAGUUGCUAUAGUAUUAACAGAUGGACAGGCAGACAGAAGAGAGACUGUUAAACUAGAUGUUGCUGUCCGUGAGGCUCAUGCUGCAAACAUUGAGAUGUUUGCAAUUGGUAUCGUAAAUACCACAGAUCCAACUCAAGCUGAAUUCUUACGUGAAUUGAACUUAAUUGCUUCAGAUCCUGAUACUGAGCACAUGUACCUCAUUGAUGAUUUCAAUACUCUUGCAGCUCUGGAGUUGAAAUUGGUCAGACAGUUCUGUGAAGAUGAAAAUGGUGCAUUGAUCUACAAUCGAAUUAGAAAUGGAGUAAUAACAAGCAGAAAUCCAUUAUAUUCAGUUCCUAGUUCUACACAUACCAGAAAUGAAAUUGAAUUAACUUCUGCCAAACCCAGGCAAACAAUUGUACCUGGAAAGAUGAAAGUAACUGCACAAGUGAAACCAUCACCAUCUGGAUCCAUCUCUGUAGGAAAAAUUUCAAAGGUGAACCAAAAUCCAGAAGCACAUGAUAAGAAGAAAGAAGACCUGAAACUUGUAACGCCAUCAUCUCAUUCAAAGGGGAGUAGCUUUCUAUCAAUCAGUAAACAAGUUCCAGGUCUACCCUCACAAUCUGUUAAGCCAGUGAAAGAAUCCACAUUGUCGGUCUCCCCAACAUUAAAAUUUCCAAUUUCAGAUCCUCUAUGUCAAAUGCGUUUAGACCAAGGGACAUGCCGUGACUAUGUGAUUAAAUGGUAUUAUGACAAACAAGCUAAUGCUUGUGCACAAUUUUGGUAUGGUGGCUGCAGUGGAAAUGCUAAUCGUUUUGACACUGAAGCCAAGUGCAGGAAGACUUGUGUAAUUUCCGGUGCAGAAUCCUGAUGGGGAUCCAAGCAAGACCUAAUGAGAUACAGGAAGAAGACAGAAAACUAUCUUUGUGCAUUUGAUACAUUAUGAACAAUAUUUUAAUAUUUUGGUAGCUAUUCAUAAAAUUCAAUUUGUAUAAAGAUGUUAAUACAGAUGCUUACCCUUUUUGUUAAUUUUUCUAUAUAAAUGCAAUUCUCAGGGGUAAAAAUGAAAAAUAGAAAUAUUUUACAGUAUGACUAAAAGACAAACACAACCAUUGCAGAUCAAGAUUAUAGAAAAGGUUAGGAAAGAUAUUUUGCUUACUUUUAAGUUUUUGUCCUGUCCUAUGCUGAAAACAUUAAUUUGACUAGCUGCAAAGAAGGAAUAUUUAAGUAGUUACAGCUGAGAAGAUGAAGUUUGUGCAAGAAUUCUAGCUUUACAAAUUCUGAUUUGUUUCUCUUCAGAAGUACAUAAAAUGGUAUAGGCUAUGAAGUUUAAAAUCGUAAUGAUGUCUUUUUGUGU
Molecule: messenger RNA, 4187 nt
Organism: Carcharodon carcharias (great white shark)
Lineage: Eukaryota; Metazoa; Chordata; Chondrichthyes; Lamniformes; Lamnidae
Gene: col28a2a
Product: collagen, type XXVIII, alpha 2a
Exons: 36
Coding region: 111-3701 (1196 amino acids)
Molecular function (GO): serine-type endopeptidase inhibitor activity
Source: RefSeq, a predicted model, not a curated record